Molecule: messenger RNA, 603 nt
Organism: Ostreococcus lucimarinus CCE9901
Lineage: Eukaryota; Viridiplantae; Chlorophyta; Mamiellophyceae; Mamiellales; Bathycoccaceae
Exons: 2
Coding region: 1-603 (200 amino acids)
Molecular function (GO): antioxidant activity
Source: RefSeq, a predicted model, not a curated record
AUGACGUCGGCUGCGAGUGGGACGACGCGCGUGAACGUCCCGAGCGACGCGCCGUCGGACGCGCUGGAGGCGCUGCGCGCGGUAGAAGUGAUGCGCGCGAUCGACGGCGCGCGCGUCACCGUGCCCGAGGUCGUCGGCGCGCGAGGCACGGUGGUGCGAGCGGUGGAGCUCGCUCGCGACGCGAUACCGACGCUCGAUGCGGCCGGCGUGCGAUUGGUGGUGGUUUCGAUCGGAACGCUGGAACGAGCGAAGGAUUUUAGCCGGGAGAAUGAUUUUCCGAUCGAGUUGCUGUACGCGGACGCGGAGAGCGCGACGUACGAGGCGUUGAAGCUGCGAAAGGGCGCGAAACAGACGUUCAUGGAGAAGUCGACGCCGGAGAGCAUUCUGAAGCGAUGGAACAAGGAUGGAGCGAAAGAUUUGCUCGGGGUGUUGAAGCGUUGGAAGCCGUGGUUGCCGCCGAGACCGGACCAAGGGUAUCAACAAGGCGGCUCGUUCGUGUUUCGAGACGGCGUCGCGACGUACGUCUCGUACGACGUCUCCACGGGAGCGCACGCGCCGUUGGACGACAUUUUCGAAGCCGCGGGCGUCUCGACGUCGAAUUAG